Ilex paraguariensis (yerba mate) is the source of this 474-nucleotide messenger RNA. NCBI's taxonomy places the organism in Eukaryota, Viridiplantae, Streptophyta, Magnoliopsida, Aquifoliales, Aquifoliaceae. The record is from the annotation of a GenBank genome assembly.
AUGGCUGCAAUAUCUCCGACAUCCCUUUAUGACGACAAUGUGAAAGUUCCACUUACUCAUCCUUCUGUUAUGAAAACGUACAAGGGGGAGUCAAAAAACUACAGUAGGCCAUUAUUCAUAGAUUCACAGGAACUCAAUGCCAUAUGGGAAAUCAGCCAAGGAGGAGCCAAAUCCCACCAACAGCAGUAUAAUGUGGCACUAUUUCAACAGCAUCAUCACAUAGUACCUUCCAGUGGCUUGAGAUAUAUAGAAGCAGAAGAUAGUGCAUGCCCACUGAGACAUUUUGACAAAGCAUGCAACUUGCAACCGAAAGGGAACCUAAUGCUGCCCCGGCCCCCACCGAACCAUAUGGAAUAUACAAGUGCUAGCAUCCUGGGUAGGGCCCUGCCUGGGAGUGUAAAGAAUCCGAAUCUUAUACGGAUCAACUUACGAGCAGGGCUACUGAUAGUCGCCGUAGCUGGAAAAAUGGGCUGA